Messenger RNA from Ricinus communis (castor bean), 1662 nucleotides. RefSeq names its product SNF1-related protein kinase regulatory subunit gamma-1-like. The record is from RefSeq and is a predicted model, not a curated record. The transcript is spliced from 6 exons. The coding region runs from base 76 to 1506 and encodes 476 amino acids. NCBI's taxonomy places the organism in Eukaryota, Viridiplantae, Streptophyta, Magnoliopsida, Malpighiales, Euphorbiaceae.
UCCGCGUGGCACAGCCAAACACAUGGCGACCACAGUAAACAUGCAUUAAAAAAUCGGUAAAACUGAACCUGAAGAAUGGGUAUGCAUGGCUUUACCAAAACUCAUUCCAAAUCCAAUCUAAUCUUUGAACCCAAAAAACUUUUACAGGGAAGUCUUGUUCUAUGCAAUAUAGAUAUGGCACAAACCAAAGAGAAGAGGGCGAGUUCCAAUCUUGAAAGCUGUGAUGCUUAUUUUGAGACCAUACAAUCCAGGAAAAAGUUACCAUUAUCAUUGCAGGACACUUUAACUACUGCUUUCGCAAGGAUUCCUGUCUCAUCAUUCCCACUAGUGCCCAGGGGCAAAGUCAUUGAAAUUCUGGCAGAUACUUCUGUUGCUGAUGCUGUCAAGAUUUUAUCUGAAUGCAACAUUACGGCUGCUCCUGUGAAAAAUUCAGAAGCAGGGACUAGUUCUGAUUGGAGAGACAAAUACCUUGGUAUGAUAGAUUACUCCGCAAUUAUUCUCUGGGUGUUAGAGAGUGCAGAGCUUGCAGCUGUUGCUUUAUCCGCCAGUAGAGCAACAGCUGCUGGUGUGGGUGCUGGAGCUGUUGGUGCUCUUGGAGCAGUAGCACUGGGCAUCACGGGUCCAGCUGCAAUUGCUGGGUUAACUGCAGCAGCAGUUGGGGCUGCUGUUGUUGGUGGAGUGGCUGCAGAUAAGGGGAUGGGGAAAGAUGCUCCUACAGCUGCCAGCAACUUGGGCAAGGAUUUCUACAAAGUUAUCCUACAAGAAGAACCCUUCAAGUCAACCACUGUGAGAUCGGUACUUAAAUCGUACCGCUGGGCUCCUUUCCUUGCAGUUGCAACAGAUAGUUCGAUGUUGAGUGUUUUGCUUUUACUCUGGAAAUACAGGCUGCGGAAUGUACCUGUGGUUGAACCUGGAAAGACUGAUGUUCAGAACUUCAUUACCCAAUCUGCUAUUGUUCAGGGUCUAGAAGGAUGCAAGGGAAGGGAUUGGUUUGACUGUAUUGCUGCACGACCUAUCUCAGAUUUCGGACUACCUUUCAUGUCUGCUAAUGAGGUUAUUAGCAUCCGAAGCAAUGAAUUGAUUCUUGAAGCUUUCAAGCGAAUGAGAGAUAACCAUAUUGGUGGUCUUCCAGUUGUAGAGGGGGCCAAUAAGAGGAUAGUUUGGAAUUUAAGCAAAAGGGAUAUAAGGCACUUGCUGCUCAAACCUGAACUUUUCAACAAUUUCAGGCAGCUCACAGUUACUGAUUUCAUGGUAACUUUCAGCAAGACCCAUGAAAUCGGCAGAGGCAUUCCACCAAUAACAUGCAAACCAGAUGCUAGUCUUGGAAGUGUGAUCCACAGUCUUGCUUGGAAUUCAGUUCACAGGAUUUAUGUGGUGGCUGGCAAUGAAAAUGAGGUUGUUGGUGUGAUUACACUAAGAGAUGUUAUCUCUUGUUUCAUAUACGAGCCCGCUGACCAUUCAGACAACUACUUUGGGUUUUCGACAAAAGAAAUGUUGAACAAUUAAAGAAACUUAUCUGGGGCAAAACAUCUCUAAUAAUAACUUCAGGAGAUGCAAGGUCAAGAGAUUAUAAAUAAAGAAUGGAGCUGAAGUUGUUUUAUCUGUUGUUUGUUUUUUUUCUUAUCACUACUGCUACUGCCUAAUUAAUUCUACCUUUCUGCA